GAAUGAUUACCUUCUAGUACUUAAGAAGAGGAUUAUUGAAGAUCUAAUGGCUUCUAAUCAUGGAAUAAAUGGCUAAGAAAUAAGGAUAUGAUAGACAUGGGCUUUAAACUGGUUGAAGAACUUUAUGUUUAUGGCAUAUGGAAUUCAUUAUUACAUGAUUAACCAAUCAAAGAUAAGAACGGCACUAUUCAUCUGAAGGAUACGCUAUUUUAAAAAACUUCUAUUUAUCAAAAUUGUAAAAAAGGCAAUAAUUUGGAAUAAUUCAUUCAGAUUCUCCUUGUGAGUAAAAUGCGGAUACUAUUCAUAAAUUAUAAGUAGAACCUGUAAUGUUGUGUCCGCUACUUGCCUUAAUUUCCCUAAAAACAGAAAUCUUCAUGCAAUUCGAGUGAGUACCUAGAUCUACCAAAAUCCUCAGGUGUCUAAAGUUUUAUUUGA
This is a messenger RNA of Paramecium octaurelia, 435 nucleotides long. Lineage: Eukaryota; Ciliophora; Oligohymenophorea; Peniculida; Parameciidae. The record is from the annotation of a GenBank genome assembly.